Molecule: messenger RNA, 360 nt
Organism: Entamoeba invadens IP1
Lineage: Eukaryota; Evosea; Mastigamoebida; Endamoebidae
Exons: 1
Coding region: 1-360 (119 amino acids)
Source: RefSeq, a predicted model, not a curated record
AUGAACGCAUUAACUAUGUUAGAAAAGUUGGACAGAAUCAACAGCCGUGAACACACGACCAAACCUCACAAAAAGAGUCGCUCUUCUUUUGUUCCUCGCUCCCCGAAACAAACACCACAUCUUUUCCCUUUCCAAGCAACACCCUACAACUUCGAAGGCAAAACAGUUUAUAUUGCCCUUGUAGAUGCAUUUGGAAACUUUUACUCUUCUUUCAAACCAAAACACUUUGUAUUAAUGCAAAGAACACGAGGCAAAGAGUGGUGGAUGAAGUCUGCAAUUAAAGAGAAAAGUAAAACGUAUUAUGUUGUAGCGUUGAACUCUUUUGGUGAUAUCAUCGAUGGAACUUGCCCACCCUCGUAA